Molecule: messenger RNA, 5778 nt
Organism: Frankliniella occidentalis (western flower thrips)
Lineage: Eukaryota; Metazoa; Arthropoda; Insecta; Thysanoptera; Thripidae
Gene: nAChRalpha6
Product: neuronal acetylcholine receptor subunit alpha-7
Exons: 12
Coding region: 221-1831 (536 amino acids)
Biological process (GO): nervous system process; monoatomic ion transmembrane transport; signal transduction
Cellular component (GO): postsynaptic membrane; synapse; neuron projection
Molecular function (GO): transmembrane signaling receptor activity; acetylcholine-gated monoatomic cation-selective channel activity
Source: RefSeq, a predicted model, not a curated record
GGCAGCCCAGCGGGCGAGGCAGGAGGCAAGCUCAGAGGCGAAGUAGCUGUGUUCGCUGCGGGUUCGGGACGGCCGAGGUUCCAUGGGGCCAUGGGGGUCGUGUAGGGCCCAGUGAGCACCAAAGGCGAGGGAGAGAGGGCAGUCCUUAUGGCAGCGACGAGCAGCAGUGGCAGCAGUGCGACGCCCGUGGUCGACGCCAUGGACGAAGAGGACCUUCUCCAUGUCGCGUAGGGCGCCGCCCCCCAUGGGCGCGGGCAAGGGGUCGGGCCGCCCGCCCGCCCUGCCCGCGCUCCUGCCCGCCUGCCUGCCCGCCCUGCCCGCGCUCCUGCUGGCAGCGGCCAUCUUAACGACGAUGCCCAGAGGGACCAUGCAGGGGCCGCACGAGAAACGGUUGCUAGAAGACCUCCUUGAUGAUUACAACGUCCUGGAACGACCUGUGGCCAACGAGUCGGAGCCUUUAGAGAUCAAGUUCGGGCUCACCCUCCAGCAGAUUAUCGAUGUGAAUGAAAAGGAUCAAAUUCUGACAACCAACGCUUGGUUGAAUUUGGAUGAGAAGAACCAACUCCUUAUUACAAAUAUUUGGCUUUCGUUGGAGUGGACGGACUACAACUUAAGAUGGAACCAUUCAGAAUACGGCAACGUUAAGGAUCUUCGCAUCACACCAAAUAAGAUCUGGAGACCGGAUGUACUAAUGUAUAACAGCGCUGAUGAGGGUUUCGACGGAACGUACCACACUAAUGUGGUGGUGAGAGAUUCAGGCAAGUGCCUCUACGUACCACCUGGCAUCUUCAAGAGCACAUGCAAGAUAGACAUUACAUGGUUCCCCUUUGAUGACCAACACUGUGACAUGAAGUUUGGUAGCUGGACAUAUGACGGCAGCCAGCUUGACCUCAUUCUCAACUCGGAGGAGGGCGGUGACCUCUCUGACUUCAUUACGAACGGGGAAUGGUAUCUACUGGGGAUGCCCGGCAAGAAGAACGUGAACAUGUACGCCUGCUGUCCGGAACCGUACGUGGAUGUGACGUUCACCAUACAGAUCCGGCGCAGGACGCUAUACUAUUUCUUCAACCUCAUCGUGCCCUGCGUACUCAUCAGCUCCAUGGCUCUUCUCGGGUUCACUCUGCCACCCGACUCCGGGGAGAAGCUCACCCUAGGGGUGACCAUCCUUCUCUCGUUGACAGUGUUUCUGAACCUGGUGGCUGAGACUCUUCCGCAGGUGUCCGAUGCCAUACCGCUGUUAGGAACUUACUUCAACUGCAUCAUGUUCAUGGUGGCCUCCUCCGUGGUAUUAACCGUGGUCGUGCUCAACUUUCACCAUCGCACUGCGGAUAUCCAUGAAAUGCCAGGAUGGGUCAAGAAAGUGUUCCUCCUGUGGCUGCCCUGGAUACUCUGCAUGAGCAGGCCAGGCAGAAAGAUCACCCGAAAGCAGUUGCUGAUGUCUUCGCGGAUGAAGGAACUAGAGCUGAAGGAGCGGUCGUCUAAAAGCCUCUUAGCCAACGUCCUGGACAUCGACGACGACUUUAGAAGAUCGCACGGUGUUCCUGGGGUCCCAAACAGCGCCGCCUUCAUGAGGACGGCCUCCACACUAGAAGAUGCGAGUUCUGGAAGUCCUGCAUGUCCGGUGGCAGCUCGUGAUCUACAGGCCAUUCUACGUGAGCUGCAGUUCAUUACAAAUCGAAUGAAGAAGAAUGACGAGGAGAUGGAGCUGAUUAACGACUGGAAAUUCGCCGCCAUGGUUGUGGAUCGAUUCUGCCUCAUCAUUUUCACCGUUUUCACCAUCAUUGCCACUGUUGCUGUGCUGCUAUCAGCUCCACACAUCAUUGUGCAGUGAUUCGAGCACUGCCUGGGUGCCUUAGUGGACCCUUUAAUUGGUUCUUUUAAAAUUUUUAGCAAACCUAGUCGUCUAGGUGAGCUAAAACCAGCAACAUUGUUCGCCAACCGGUGGCUGCGGAAGUUAGCUAGUACUUCAUCAUGACCGAGCGUACGUAGUCUGUACGGUUUGAAAUGGAAUCGCUAUGUUGAUUGUUUAAAAACCGUACUUUGGCAGACCAAACUUUUUGGGGUCCUAUCAGGCCAUUUAUGAACAGACUUGCUGUUCGUUACUGUGUCGGAAUCCUCAAAUGUAUGCACCUAUUUUCAUUUCCUGUGUUGGAAUAUCUAUUUGCUCAUUAAUACAAUUUUCAUUGCCAUUUGUCCUUUAGUGAACGAAACCGUGUAGUGCUUGAUUAAUCAAAUUUGCCCAAGUUUAUUUUAAUUUGUAUUUUCCUACUGUGUGGUGCAUUCUAUGAGGUCCGGCAUAUUUUGUAUUUUUUUAGACAAGCUUUUACGUUUUGUGCGCUAGUGCGGAAAACGACAAACAGAUCCCCGUAAGUUUGUGAGGGCCGAAAUUUGUUUUGUCGGGUAGGGGUGUCUUCGGGUCCGAGCCAUGCCUCGUUGGCUGAGCCAAGCCUCGUUGGAUGAGCCAAGCCUCGCUGGCUGAGCCAAGGCUCAUGCCUCGCUGGCUGAGCAAGCCAUUUGCUGAGUCAUGCGCCGUUGAAUGUCAGGGCCGGGACCAGAAGAGAGCGGCAGUGCAGCAGGUCUGCGUCUGCGCCUCAUUGGGGGUGGCCUUAAGCCCGCCUCUUCUCUCCAGCAUUCUUUUUGUAAGAUUUUUGUCAAGCAUUUUGAUUUUUAAGUCUGGCCCUUGCCAGCUCACAUCCAUGCCCUGUACUUGUUAUGUUAAUCUGUCGUAGGUUGUAUCGCCGUGUGAUUUGUUUGCGGCAUUUUCGGUGUAGUUUAAGUGGACUGAUCACAUUUAUAAUUUAUUUUAAAAAGUCGUAUUUCGUUGUAAUACUAGUCGGAAAGAGGUAAAUCAAAAAGGUGCAUGAUUCGUUACUCGACGGGACUAAGCCCGCUUGCGAGGGGGCAAUAACUCCGGGAAUCAUGUGUACACCUGUCUGGGAAUCAUCAGGUUAAAAAUUGAUCAAAAUCAAUAGAAAUCGCUUAGAAUAAGCGGGAAACUAGAGAAAUAAGUACAAAUCAGUCGAAAUAAGCGUUUUAUACCACUUAAACCCCCCGAAAAACCUAUGUAAUAAUUAUAAGCGGACGGGAAUCACCGGGAAUCAAGAAUUUCGGGAAUCAUGUGUACACUUCAAAAGGGAGUUAUUGCCCCCUCGCCCGCUUGCCUCUCCUUUGCUUCCGACGAGUUUGUAAAAACUUCACUUUUUUGUUCCUUCGAGAUUUAAUUGUAAGCCCCUCUUGUGAAGUCGCGGCCCAAGCAAACAAGAAGGGUAGGCUUAGCUCUUUUGGAGGUCACUCUAUGCCAGUCCUUACCAAUUCGCUAGUGCACUCUGUGAUUUUGGAUGGAAUUUAUGUGAUGGUGGAACAAGCUGGCCUCUUCGUGAAUACUCCAGGCGGGUCCUAUAUUCAUAGCCGGGAGGCCAGUGCAACUCACAUACCAUUAUUAUGAGUAUUUAUACCAUUAUUACUACUAUAAUUUGUAUGUUGAAUACUUAAAUUCUAGUCAAAAUACGGAAAACAUGUUUUAUAUGUUAUGUGAACUGGUUUUUCCAGUUGCUUCCAUUAAGUAAACGGGAAAAGGCUCAAUUAUUAUUAUUAUAAAUGAUUGUAUAAUUUUUUCAUAUUCACUGGACAACAGAUGUAUUCUUGUGUGUAAUUCUCCGCAUUAUUUUUGUGUUCUCUGUAUUGUGCAAGGCUCAUUUGCUGGUCCAAGGGUUGCGCCUGGUAGUCCGCUUUUGGCGGUGUUGACCAAUAUGUUAAGAGUUGUUGUUGUGGAACAGUUAUAAAGAUCAUUUUGUUCGUUAAACGGUGCUACAAGGCCUGGCCCUCCAGACGGACUUUGUCACACUCUGCCGUCAGCAGCCGUCUUAAAAUUUAAAUUAAGCAUUGGCCCUAAUGUGUGACUUAACGUGUGACGUAACGUUAUCACUGCCAAGACCACAAGGGAAAUCGUUUGUUUUCUAUUGUUCGGUCUUCUCCUAACGUUGAUCGCCAUGUCUUGCCAUCCCCGUUGGCUAGUUGUUUCUGAAAAAAGGAAAGUUCGACUUUUGACCGCCGAGUGUGACACGUUCCUUACAGCGCAGCCUUGCUCAACGGGCGGUUACCCUGCUUGCAAUAUGGCCGUGCCAUCUCAUUGGUUAGCAUCUUUGAAUUGAAUAUACAGGCACCUCUUUGUUACGUCAAGGCCCUCAUCGUUAUGUUUAUCAAAUUCUAAAAGUAAAUUGUAACUAAAAUAUAGGCCAGGGUAAUCGUCUUUUGAUAUGUGUGUUAGAUAGACUAGUUAUUGGCCAGAGGCAGUGAGCGGGUGUGUCGCCCAUCUUCGGAGAACCACCACCAUUUUCAUCCACGCUAGUCAGGUUUGAAUUGAAUCGAAUUAUUCUCUUGACCCCGGUGGCAUCGGUACAGGUGUUGAAAAUGUGUACGACUUUUGUCAGCCCGGUCAUCACGGAGGCGUCGUGGAUUGCUGGUAUAUCACUGCCUUUUAACUUUCUUUCAUAGUCAUGUAUGGUGGUUGAUUAUGGUGGUGGGUUAACUAUUGUACGGGUCGGGCAGCAUCUGUUGGAUGGCAGGUUACCCUCGGACAUACCACUAUCCAUACUUAUUUUCUUUUUGGUCAGACCCACAACAUGUAUUUCUUGGUUUUAUUUCAUUUCAAGAACUUUACUAACCUACGUAUGUUUCCCAGAGACAUAAUAAUUGAGCUCGGAGCCCAAACGUUAUUGCAUACAUACUAGAAAUUGGCUUUUAAUGCUACUUCUAUUUACAUCACAGCAAUGUAAAUAAAAGACUCAGUCCCAGCUGUUAUACUUGUACGCAUCUUCGGCGAAUUUUCUCAGACAGGCAUCUAGUUAGACGUCUUUUAUUCUUAACUAUCUACUAUAGAUUUAACUGCGUGCUAGACAUGUGGCCUCGCCUUCAACAGCAUUGUCUUUUAAGUAAACAUUUAACUGAAUGCGUUAUCUUUAGCACCCCCAAACGAUACCCGCUGCUAGAUGUCUAUUAGUUCAUUCAAAAGGCGUCCUAGGGAUUGUGACCGCGCCCUGAUCCCGGCCCUUGCCCUAACCCCGCCGCUGCCUCGCUCAAACUAAACGCUAAAUUGAACAAGGGGGACUUCCAUGCAGCCACAUGCACCAAUUAAUAAACUGAGUUCCGUUUUAAACUGCAUGGAGAACCCCUUUUCGACUAAACAAAGGGAUGUUCUAAUCCCUACUAAUUACUGUGCCAACUAAACGAACAAAAGUGAUUAAAUUUGCAAUAUUUGUAAAUGUGUAAAAAAAACUGUGUGUAAAUAUAAGCAAAAAACUUUUUGCAGUGAUAUAUAUUGUAUAAAGUACGCUAAUUAAUAUGAGAAUGUGUUUUUACUGUGUAAAUAAUGAUUACUAUUUGUGUCGUGCGUAGUCUAAAUAAAGUUGUUUUUUAAAAUGACACUCGUCGUGGCGGUGCGAGGGGGGUCACUCCACCUCCUGGCCGGAGAAUUCGUCGCAGCGAUAUGCCACAAACUUUAUCGGCCCGCUAUGUGGCUCUAGUAUUUUUACGGUUGUCUAGGUUUUAGCGCCGAUGAAUUUCCUUUCCUGUCCUUGAAUGGGUGUGACGAAUGGGUUUGUAAACGCGUGCGUGCGUGUGUGAGUGCGAGUGAGAGCGGUCCCUUUCUUCCUCUACUUUCUCCCUCGCUGCCGGCAAAGCUGUGCCCAGCGGAGGCAUCGUCACGAUGCUGAAAUUUGUUUCGUUGACGAUUGAUUGACAAGUGUUUUAUUAAUUAAACCAUUUUUACCAAAACGCUCA